AUGACGAGUAUGUUCACUGUCUCACCCAAGUUUGUCCAGGUUGGAGCAGUGCUGGUCAGCACGAAACCUAAAACGGCCUUUAAUCUCAACACGUACUCAAGCGGCAGUGCUGUUGCUAAGGCUUUAAGAGAAGCAGAAUAUCUGAAAGGCAACAAAGAGUUAGACGACGCCAUUGAGUCUAUAAUCACCCAGGGCUUGUACACGACAGCAAAGGGAGGGAGAGACAGGGCGGCCCGCAUUGCUGUUAUCUUGAUCGAUGGCCCGCCCACCGACUGGGCCAGAACUCUACCGCUUGCCAAGAGGCUCAGGAAUGAAGGCGUUCGAGUGGUCACCAUCGGUAUAGGAAACAUCCAAAUGAAGAAGCUAACCGGGCUGUCCGGGAACACAGAAUAUGUCUUCGCUUCCCCAUCCUAUGAGCUACUGAAGUUCACUAAAGAGCUUAUGUAUCAAACACUAUGUGAAGCAACCAAGCUUCCAAGACCAG
Messenger RNA from Candidula unifasciata, 484 nucleotides. Lineage: Eukaryota; Metazoa; Mollusca; Gastropoda; Stylommatophora; Geomitridae. The record is from the annotation of a GenBank genome assembly.